This is a messenger RNA of Podospora anserina S mat+, 2001 nucleotides long. RefSeq lists its product as uncharacterized. The coding region runs from base 1 to 2001 and encodes 666 amino acids. NCBI's taxonomy places the organism in Eukaryota, Fungi, Ascomycota, Sordariomycetes, Sordariales, Podosporaceae. The record is from RefSeq and is a predicted model, not a curated record. The transcript is spliced from 2 exons. Gene Ontology annotation, molecular function: protein binding.
AUGUCGCUGGUCAAGCUUCCAUACGAGCUGGUCUCAUUUAUUAUUGAGUAUCUGGAUUUGCUCGACGUCGGCAAUCUCAGUCUCACCUGCAAGCGGAUGCAGUAUUUGACCCUGGAAUACUGCAUUGCCAAGCGAAUCCUUGAGACAAAGGCCCCCUACAGCUUGGAGGCAAGCAGCGCAAGACUCACUCAGCGUUGGCCCCAACAGCUGCGGAGGCUGAUCAAGCGCCAAGCUGCCACUUCGUCCGUGUCUCCCUAUCUUGUGAGAGUCGUCGCCCACGCGGAAACAUGGCUUUACGAGAAUGGCAUACUGUGCUAUAUUCGCAAGCGUGAGAUUCGGAUCCUGGAUCUUCACGGUUCAGCAACACAGGAGACCGUCAUCAAUAUCCGCUCCCUUCUCCACGUGGCCCUUCCCGAGUCUAGAAUGACCCGCAGGUACAAGGUCCGGGUACUGCACUACGCCCACGAUAUUGUUUCUUGCUUGUACACACACGCCAAGCCAAACCAAGAGCAAGUCAGCUGGCUUCUGGCCUUCAACGUGUGUACUGGCCAGGUGGUUACCGUCCGCCAAGUCGCAUCGACUACCAAGAUUUUCGUACGCAACGACAACAACUUUCUUUACUAUGGCACCAAUUCCGAGAUCGGCAGGGACCUGUACCGGUACUGGGUCGUCUGGGGUUUCGACUUGAGUGCUCGCAGAUGGCUGAGUGACAAACUCGAGAUACAGGAUGUCAUGGGUGUGGAUGUGGGCUCGACAGUUUGUUUUGAGAUCUUUGAUGGCUGGUUCUACGGCAUCUCAAACCAAGCCGCUCUGGAGGUGGAAGAGGUUGAUUGGAUCUCACAUUAUACCUGCUUCAGGUUCCCGGUCACAAGAGAGGGCCUUCAAAAAUGGGAGUCACCGAACCCACCAAUCUUUAGAAGGAAUCAACAUGAGGGUGUGAUCGAUGACAGGUGGUACCUCCUUCGCAUGUUCAAGGACGAGUCAACAGGCCAGCUCAAGGUGGUUGAGUCUAGGAAAGAGUGGCUUGCAGGGCGCAUCUGGCCUAGACGCACUUACUACACCACUGUGGUAAACUUCGACGAGGCCACUUCCGACGUCGCUCGAGCAACAAAUGGCCGAGCCUCAUCAUCUGGGAGCCCUAGUGCAGCAUUACCGGAGACCAUGAAUCCCAAACUGCAGCACACCGAGUACACGGCACCACCAUCACGAGAUCCCCAUUUUGUACAUCCGGGGGACGACAACGCCUCGUCUCUGAUGUUCGCGAUCAGCAAGAGCCCUAUUCGCUGCUAUUAUUCAGCAUGUCAAACAUUUUUGGACGUGGUGGACGACCCCACCUCCACGGAUCCUAAUGAUCAACGAAUCCGCUUCCGAGGCAGUUCACGACGGCCCAGGGGUACCUCUAGCCUGGGGCAGCGGGACGAACGGCAAAUUUCGCCCGUAGCACAAGACUACAGCGCCCAAGAUGCACUUGACCAGGAAGUAAAUGAUCUUUACAGGCACAAAGAUGUUGUUUCCUGGCCUGCCGAGCCAGACAUUUCCAAUCCAGAUCCUGUGCUCCUCGAUUUGUACGCCGUACUGAAUCCGGAUGGCUUUACCGGCAACAUUCGAGGGGCAUGGGAUGAACGCUCCUUGGUCUAUUCCACAGGUGGAGAUUCCCCCGGAGGCCUCAAUGCCCUGGUGUUUGUCUCUUGGGACCCUUCUAUUCACCUGGAUGGGACAUUGUCCUAUUCCGACUAUCGGCCCUCUCUGAGCGUACCACCUGUUCAACACAUCAUGGAAGGGCACAGUGACGUCUCUGACUCGGGGAUAAUACCCUUCCAGGAGAAAGGAAAAGGCAAGGAGUUCACCUGGAGCUACCCUAGCAAGUCGCCGAGUCCAUUUCUACGUGCCGGCAGCACAGACUCGACAUCAUCUUCGGAGACCAACCAGGAUAGCCGCUGGAAAAAAGUUGAACCUGCAUUGUAUCAUCAACUUGGCUCAGGUUUCCACUUCGCUCGAUAG